Molecule: messenger RNA, 2375 nt
Organism: Hibiscus syriacus
Lineage: Eukaryota; Viridiplantae; Streptophyta; Magnoliopsida; Malvales; Malvaceae
Product: putative DUF21 domain-containing protein At3g13070, chloroplastic
Exons: 14
Coding region: 201-2189 (662 amino acids)
Molecular function (GO): flavin adenine dinucleotide binding
Source: RefSeq, a predicted model, not a curated record
CCACUUGCAGAACGCAGCAAGCAAAACCUUUUCUUCAUCAAACACAAGCCUUAUUCCAAGAAGCCCCUAAUGGUCUCGUGAAGAGACCACUCUUCCAUGGGAGAUUCUGUUUAUUCUAAUUGAACCUGAAAUUUCUUUUUUCCUUUUCCCUACUAUUGUUCAGAAAAGUUUAGAUUUUUUUAAGAUUAUUGACCUUUUUAAUGGAAAUGGCACUUGAAACCUCAGUUCUCAGCCGACCAACUUUCUUUUCUUCAACAAAGUCUUCAUCUUUCAGGAUUUUAAAUCGAAAUUUUAAGUACCCAUCAAAGUUUUUAUCUAAAACUAAUCACUACCCAGCUCCCAUUAUCUCAAGCUUUCCCAAUUCCCAUGUCGCUAAAGCCUUUGGAUUUCCAAACACGGGUACUUUUGGAAGUCAAGCACGUUUGGGGUCGUUCAUUGAAGAAAAGGAAGAACUGGGAAGUUAUCAGAGCUUGAUUUUUGUGAAAAGAGGAAUUUUGGUGGCAAUGGUUUGUGGUGUAUUAGCAUUUGGUUGCAAAAGAGUGUUUGCAGUAGAUGGAGUGGUUAAUGCCGGCUAUGGAGUGAUUGGGCAGUCCAUAUUGCUGUUGAAGAAUACUUGGCCAAAGCUAUCUAUGCUUAUUAAAGUUUUCAAGGAGCAAGGUUUGGUUUUGACAGCGCUUUUGGGUCUGUCUGCCUUCUUCUCAAUGGCAGAGACUGCUAUAACUACACUAUGGCCUUGGAAGGUACGCGAGCUGGCCGAAAAAGAUUCUGAAGAUGGUGUAUUCAAGAUGCUUCGUAGUGAUGUAACUCGGUUUCUCACAACCAUUCUUAUUGGAACCACUGUGGUUAAUAUUGGAGCAACUGCUUUAGUCACAGAUGCUGCAACAGCAAUAUUUGGGGAAGCUGGUGUUAGUGCAGCAACUGGAGUAAUGAGUGUUGCCAUAUUGCUUCUCACUGAAAUCACUCCAAAGAGUAUAGCUGUUCACAAUCCCACAGAAGUUGCCAGAUUUGUGGUCAGGCCAGUGGCAUGGCUUUCUGUAAUACUAUAUCCAGUGGGACGAGUUGUCACAUAUUUAUCAAUGGGAAUGCUCAAAAUUUUUGGUCUAAAAGGAAAAAGUGAACCUUAUGUUACUGAAGAUGAAUUGAAGCUAAUGUUACGAGGAGCAGAACUCAGUGGGGCAAUAGAGGAGGAGGAGCAGGAUAUGAUCGAAAAUGUGUUAGAGAUAAAAGAUACUCAUGUUAGAGCGGUGAUGACACCUCUUGUUGAUGUAGUUGUAAUUGAUGCAAGCUCAACUCUUGUUGAUUUCCACGAUUUGUGGUUGACUCAUCAAUAUUCAAGGGUGCCUGUUUUUGAGCAGCGUGUUGACAAUAUAGUGGGUAUUGCAUAUGCUAUGGAUCUACUAGAUUCUGUUCCAAAGGGUGGACUGCUAGAAAGUACUACUGUGGGGGAUAUGGCUCACAAGCCUGCAUUUUUUGUGCCUGAUUCAAUGCUAGUCUGGAAUCUUCUUAGAGAGUUCCGCAUUAGGAAGGUUCACAUAGCUGUUGUUCUUAAUGAAUAUGGUGGAACAGUUGGAAUAGUCACCUUAGAAGAUGUGGUUGAGGAGAUUGUUGGUGAAAUUUUUGAUGAAAAUGAUUCAAACGAGGAGAUCCAGAAGAAAACUGGCUACAUUGUGAUGCGAGCAGAGGGAAUCUUUGAUGUUGAUGCUAAUACAUCUAUUGAUCAACUUUCUGAAGAUCUAAAUAUCAAAAUGUCCGAAGAACAUCAAUAUGAGACAGUGUCUGGUUUUGUCUGCGAAGCAUUUGGUUAUAUACCAAGGACAGGUGAGAGUAUUAAGGCAGUCCUUGAAAAGGAAAAUGAAGAAGAAGAUGAUGAGAAUUCUGAAGAUGGAUCUGAUCAACAAGAUCUGAAGGAAAGGCAUCAAAUAUAUAAACUUGAGAUAUUAGCAGGAAAUGCCCGGAAAGUUAGUGCCGUUCGAUUUGAGCGGAUAAACAAUGAAGUAGAACUAUUACAUGCCACAGCAGUAACUCCGAUUAUUCCGAAAAUCAUAAAGAGGAAAUGGAGCAGUGAUGAAGACCCAAAUAGUGGUAACUAUGAUGAAGAUAGAUUAAAAAAGAGGCAAGAGGAAGAAAUAUCAGAUCAUUAUGUAAUUGCUGACUAUAAAGAGGAUACUGAUAGUCCCAAUGAACAGUAGUUAAUAAUAAACCAUUUGUCAAUAAUUUCCCCCUGAACACCCUCCUCUUCCCCUUCCCCAUUUCUUACACCUCAACAAGAAGAGGUAAAGGUUUGAAAAACGGGACGAAAAAAAGAAAAGAAAAGAAGACUAACAUUGUACAAUUUUUCACAGAUGAAGUGAAGUGUCAACAUCUGAAUCAUUAAA